GUAGCUAACAUGAGGAGUAACGGUAAUAACGGUCCGGUAACGUGAUCCGCAGGGCCCCACAACAUGACGCAACCAUCAGUGACGUGGCUCAUUGAUCACAGAGAAGUGUUCCUCUAUAAAACAUCAUGACAGAGUCUUUACUCAAACACAAUAUCACCUGCUGAAACAGGAAGUGAUGGCAGAAGUAUCCUACUCACAUCUCAUGUAACGUUAUAAAGGGUAGAAAUACUCCGUUACAAAUAAAAGUAAUCUGGCCUGCUGCAUUAAGUAAUACUUAUGUAAGUAAAAGUACAAAAGUAAUAAAGAUCAAUUAACUUGUAAUAACAGUUACAUCAUCAUUUAUUAAUUUAUUAACCUGCAAACAAGUAACUACAGUCAGUGACAUGUAGACUGGUGCAGUACAACCAUAAAGACAUCAAAUAGUAAUUCUCAAAUGAAUUGUACUUAAGUACAGUCAUGUACUGAUUACUAAACGGGUCUAUUGGGCACAGGCCCAGGGGCCCAAAGUGUCAGGGGCCCCUCUGUCCUUCACCUGCAAAAUGUAACACAAUUUAACAUGUACGACCAGGAUGAGACUUAAAGACCACAAAGAUUCAAAAGAACUGCAAAGAGAUGAAAAGAACUACACAAAGGGGCAAAAUAAAUUAAAAAAAGACACAAUAUUCCUGCACAGACACAAAAUGGCUACAGAAAGACACAAAAUAACCCAAAAAGUCACAAAAUUACCACAAAGAGACACAAAAACACAGAGAAAUUGCAUAAUCACUACAAAGAGAUGCAAAACCUCCAAAAAAGACACAAAAUUACCUCAAAAUAACUUCAUGAAAUUCAUAAAAUGACUGCAGAGAGACACAAAACGACCCAAAAAGUCAUAAAAUGACUGCAGAGAGACACAAAACGACCACAACAGGACGCAUAACAACAACAAAAUAAGAGUCAAAUGUCUGUGCGUCUCGUCCUCAUGUAGGAGAGGUGGUGGGGCUUUGUGCAUAUCUGUGCCCAGGGGCCUAUUGUCUCAUAAUUCAGCCAUGAGUACAGUACUUGAGUAAAUGUAGUUAGUUACUUUCCACCACUGAGUAAAUACAGCACGUUUUAGUUUUUGGUAAUAGAUUAUCAAUAAUGCUCCAUCAUGGGUGUUUGGAAGCAUAAAACAUAGGUCUGUUUGUAACGGUACAAACGAUGGUUUACUCUCACAAACACACCUCCCAACUCCACAUCUGAACUGCAGUUCUGUUAUUAUAAGAAUAAUUUAUUUAGAUUUCAUAGAAAAGAGUUGGAAGACUUUGAAUUUUAUAUUUUUAAGACUAUUUUUUUCUUUUUCACAUAAACCCAGUCUGAUCACAGGAACGGACCAGCAGCUUUAGACAAACACAGUUUAUCAUCUGAUCGCUGCUGCGUCCUCUGCUGUCCCCAUAUGUACACUGUACUCUCCUAUUGGCCUUCAGUACCUGAAACACUAAGCCGUCCCUGCCUGUGAUUGGCUCGUGUGUUUGUGGUGUAUAUAUCUGUAAUUGCAUCAGCAGGCUUGGUUUAAUAGCAUCUGGGGAACAAUAGGUUUCUAGGAUAUAAGCUUUUAUAAACACUGAGUCACUCAGUCAGUGCUCGAACUGGACGCAGAGAAAGUAAGAUGGAAGACAGGAGAGCAGAGAAGAAGAAAGAGGAAGGAGCUGGGACUAGUUUAUUUCACCAGCUUAUGGCACAGAGGACGGAUGUGGACGAAGAUACGAGGAUCGUGCUACAGCGGCUGAUAGUGAUUGCUCGCCUCCCCCGCCAUCUUGCUGACAGGACAGAACUGGGAGCUCAUUAUGAGAAACUCAACUUUCAGCUCAGCAAACAGUUCAUCUGGGAUCAAAUGACGGGCCUGCUGCUGAUUUAUCCGUCCUGUCUGCUGCACGUCAUUGAAUCGUCCAGGGACGUUCUGCUUUCUUUUUUGAGAGAUCUUAAAGACAUGCAACAACAGCCAGACGGUGCCGUGCUGGAGGCUCCCAGGGUCGUGUUCAUGGCACAUAACCCUCAGAGCAGGCUGUUCCAACAGUGGAGCUACAAGUGUUUGAUGUUGUUGACUGAGGUGCUGGAUGCAGAUCAGGGGGCGGAGGACUCGGGGGUUAAGAGACUUGAGGAAGAGGAGGAGAGCACAGAGAGUCUGGUUUGUACGGUCCUGUCAGCGCUGCAGCUACUGGGUGAACAUCUGCAAAUAUCUAAAAAGGCCCUCCCUGGUUUGAUGCUGGAGGAGCGUCCGCACCUGAUCGUCUCUCAGGACGUUCUCAACAAGCUUUUGACUCGGGACGACUUACAGACGCCACAACAACACCUACAGAUGUACAACUCACCGUUAAACAUCAGCAUGGACUUCGGACGAGUUAGAUGAAGCAGCUGCCUCACCAGAGUUUAACAUUUUGGGCAAAAGGUCAAAGAAUGUGUUUGGCCUUCACCAAAGCACCGAGGAUGUGACUGAAGCAGAGAGAAAUCACUGUGACAGUUUAAUACCAACAUUUAAUGUACCGCAGGACUCCUCUGGGAUUUCUUUUUGUUGUUUCUUUCUGCUCCACGUGAUUUUAUAUAUGAAACUUGUUUGAAGCAAAGAAAAGCACUGGAAGUCCAAGUAAUAUAAAAAAACAUUUUUAAUAGUUUCAACAUUCGGAUGAGGUUAAUUUAUUUCUAUUUGACUGUACACUGUGUUCCACUUGGUGACCAGGAGAUAGCAUGUCCAAGAAAAAGGCAUUUCCUCUUUACUCCAGACUUUAAAGAGUCGGCAGCGUCACUACAGUUUGACACAAAGAAAGAUUCCUUGCUCACUUAUGUGUUCCCUUUUUAUUUUGGCCCCCGUUACUUGGAACUUAAGCAAAAAAGAAAAAUCAAAGAUGACUGGAGAUGUACUUGCACUGGCUGCAUGCACCACAUUGUAAUCUAUAAACUGUACGUGUAAAAACAAACCUGUAUGCAGCACGUUUUUUUUCUGUUUGCAGUGUGAAGUCACAGGAACUUUUCAGGAGAUUUAAGUCUGCUACAGCAAAGUACUUCAGAGCAUAGACGGUCUCACUGCCGUCAUGUUAGCUGAUGGAUUUCCUGACAGUGGUCUGAGCCAGAUGUGCUUUUCUUAUUUGCUCUAGAUAAAAAGGGUGAAAGGUGCCGUAUGAGUGUAACACAGGAGAGACAUGAUGAAACAGUAAAUCAUCAGUGUUUCAAGUCGAUGGAGAAUUUGACUAAAAACACAUCGAGGGCAGCACUUUUAUAAAGGUCGAUCUAUUCACUUAUAAAAAAUAAAUACAAGCACAUUUAUAUAGGACCAAAGAUGAGACAUAUUUCAUAGGCAUGGUUAAAAAGCAUGCUGCCGAGUUUCACACAGGACAAUGUCGAAUCAAACGCCGCCCGCCCCCCUCCCUCCCCAAAAUUGGUCAUAACACACUUUUUUAUCAAAUACCCCACCACCUUCUUUUACUUGAAACUACACACACAAUCCGCCUGGAUCACGACCUCUGAGGUGAACAUCGUCUACAUUCCACCUACUCAUGUAAAAAACAAAAAACAAAGGCCUUUGUAUUUUAGAGCUCAAAGGUCAUGCUUGCAAAAACUGUAAUACUGGAAUUGGUCUCCCGACUGUCUCUGCUCGACAGGGUUAUUGUUAAUAAAGCUGUGUUUAAUGAACACCGUAUGUACAAGCCUUAAUCUGAAACCUUUAGUACAAAACGAAGAGCAGCACAUUGUAACACAGAAAUCAGACAAAGACAGGACAGACCAUUCACCUCAGCACAGCCAAAUUCAGACAAUAACUUGUUUUAAAAAAUCUGUUUUACAGUCAGCCUUAAGUUUGUCUUUUAAUAUUAAAAUUUUAAAUACUACGGUGGCCAGCAAGGGCUAAUGUGCUACAGCGGACCAAAACAUUUCCAUCAGGAGAAUCAUGGUGCAGCGUCAGAAACACAAAGACUAACGAAAUGUGCUACAGAAACAGCAAAACACGCUGCAGAUACAGAAACCAUGCAAAGUCAAAAAACAACACAUUAAACCCAGAGAACAGACGCAACAGAGAGACGCUGCAUAUCCAGUCAACACAAUGGAAGUCCUCCAGGCCUCCAGGCCUCCAGGGGAGGGCCAAGUGAAACACACGAAAAUGUUUGUUUUUGAAGCAGGAACAAAAUUGGAACAUGUUUGUAUUCUUUGCACAUUUGGCCUCAGGUCUCGUCUCCACAUAGCUCUGUAUAGGUUUGCAAGUCAACUGGAAGUCCAUUCAUUCCUAUGAGACCUGGUUCUCACAGUCAUGGAAAACCUGGAAAGUCAUGGAAUUUCACAAUCACAUUUUCCAGGCCUGGAAAAGUUAUUGAAUAAGUAAAAACCAUUGACAAUUGUGGAGAAGUCACGGAACGCUGUCAUGGUAAUCUUCCAUAGAUAACCUUCAGUGUGACGUAACAUUACGUAACAAAUUUAUUUUGUGAAGCCGACGACGCAACGAUCGAAAUGUGACAACAUUUUGUUCACCAUCACAUAGAUUUUUUUUAACUUUUGCACAAAUUUGUGUGAACAUCGUGCCACAGGAAGUUAGCACGAAAACGAUUAGCUAACAGACUGAUAAAUAUACUACAGCUCUGUUCACACGUUUUGUGGAGUGACAAGUUUCGAUGGCAUGUUUAGCUAGCUAACACUGAUGGUAUGCUAGCUGUGUGACGUAUAGAUUGCACGCUUCGUGGUUCAUACGUCUCUAAACAAAAUAUUUCAGUAAACUGGCCGCACAGCUGACAGGCCGACCUUAACGCUUAUUUGUUGAUGUGCAUUAUUUGUUUCUGUAUCGCUCCUUGUACAUAUUCUAUUGAUUGGACGGCAACAAAAACAUUCAAAUGAACUUUUCCAGCGUUUCUGCAGUAGCGUCUUUAUCUCUAAGUAAAGGGAUGCAUUUCCUCGUGUCAACAACAACUAUACAAAAACACGGACACAAACAACACUGUGUAGAAACGAGGCACAAGUUUUUCACAAUUUUAUGAAAGAGCAAGAGAUUUACAUAGCUAGCAUAAGUAUAUAAGUGCCUUGCAUGCUAACACUAGCUACAUAAAUCUGUUGCAGUUAUUUAAGCUGUUUGUGAGUUUUUCGACUUUGCCUUGUUUCUGUAUUUGCAGCGUUUUCUUGUCAUUUGCUUUUUCUUUGGCUUUUUGCAACAUGUUCUUUCAUUUGCAGAACACUUCAUUUGAACUGGCAUCUCGUCGGAGCUGCACCAUGUUUCUCCUGUUGGAAAGGUUUCGGGCCGCUGUAGAGCACUGGCCAGCCACAGUAAACUGGUGACAGCAUUUCAUGCUAUAUUCAUUUAAACUCAGCUGGAGAAACUGAUUGAUUAAUUGGUAUGGAUUGUAUGGACUGUUUUUCAAAGCAAACAUUUUCUGGGACAAUAAACCAAAGAUUGAGAAAACAAUCAGAUUCAUUGAUAAUAAAAAUGAUCAUUAGUUGCAGCCCUAAAUUGUAGAAAACCUCCUGUAGUUUUUUUGCAUGUUCUAAUUCACAUUUUUAACAUCUACCUUAUAUCUAACAUGGAGGACACAACUACGUCGUUUUCAGUCAUGUUGAACUGAGGAGAUUCGUUAUCUGCUGUCAAACAGUCGAACUAAAAGAAAGAGACGCAGCAGUUUCCUUGCAGAGUCUCUUUAACCUCUUAAACCCUGCUGAUCGAUCCAUCGGUGCAGCUGCGGACAAACAUUGUGCAAACACACAGAAAACUCUUUUAAAUCCUAAACAACUGUUUCAGAAGUAUCAAAUGUGCCAGGUUGAACUGUUGUAAAAUGUAUAAAAUGACGCAGCAAAGACUUUGAGUUUUCCCUUAAAUGUAGUAUAGUAUCAUGUGGCUGCGAUGACGUGUUUAAACCAUUUACACAAUUAAAAAUGCAGUUUUAUUAAACAUCGUGGUCUUUUUUUUUUUUCUAAGUGUAAAGCUAAAACCAGGGUUCAAGAGGUUAACUCUUAGUCUGCAACACAAGCACUAUCAGCUGUUUUUAUUUAGAAACUCUACAAACUAGAUUUGACCUUGAGCCUACGUCAGUAAAGUUUUGACUGUGCGAAGCCUACGUGAUGUUAGUUUGUGUGAAUGUGAAAUAUUGUGCUCGAACCUGCAACAUUAUAACAUUAUAUGUAAACUAUAACCUUAUAAUGUUCAUCGGCAUUUAUAGUUUUCAAUACAGUAUUUGUAUAUAUCUAUAUAUAUCUAUAUAUAUAUAGAUAUAUAUAUAUAUUUAAAUUUCUCCCCGGUCAGUAUAUACACAGCAUGAAUGUACAGAGGCUCCAGUAUUUACACAGUCCUGUGAAUCAUAUCGCACUUUAAAGAGGAUGGCAGAGCAGCACAGUGACUUUGAGGCCGUGUGUCGUGGAUGUUCUCAGGACAAAAUGGAAAGUCUUUCAUAUCUGGACGGGUCACAGCAGAACCCACCACAAGGCAAAUAACAAGCUGCUGCUGUCGUAUGCAAACCUUAGUGCUCCAGUUUUAUUGAUUUUCAAGUUUCUCUUAAAAACUCUUGAUUCCUGAAAAAGGUUUCGAUGCGACAGCAGGAAAUUCUGGUCCCGUGUUUGAAUGCUUCUUUUUUUCUCAUGUGUAGUGGAAACAACUCUUCAGACCUAGUAAAAAGUAUUCAGAAAUAUAUCUGUAUAAAUACUCUCAUCAAAAUAAACACAUAUACACAUAUCUUUGCACUCGCCUCUGGUUCUCAAAUAGACCAAAAAUAUCAGCAUCAUCAGACAGGGUUCGUGGAGAGAAACUGAAACUGCACCGUCAGAAAGAGAAGGGACGCUUGUUUUUGUCACCGAGGCCUUUUUUUGUUCUUGACAAAAAUAGCACCUUUUUUCUGGAGUGUGACAGUUUUCAGUUGUGUGUGAUAUGAUGGGAUGUUUUAAUACCUCAGGACAAAGAACUGAGUCUUGUGCCAGCAUGCUCUCACUCCGCUCAACAACACCAGGGAUGAUUCUCCACGUUUGUUACAGAGCCUGAAGUGUGCCAUCAGAGUGAUCGUUUAGUUUUAGAGUUUAGUUUUACCUGUCAAAUUAUUAUCAUUUCAUAGUUUAUGAUUUCAUUCACAACUAGCCGCUCUCACAGUUUGUUUUCUCAGAGAGGUUUGCAGGUGAACACAGUGGAGCGUUCAGCAGCUCAAAGUUUCUUCACCACUUCAACUUUGAAAGGUUGUAACGUACAGCUCCUCUCUGCUGAACUCCAAAUCUAAUUUUAACAUUGUUAUAAAUCAAAUGUUAUAAAGCUCUUAGAUUUUGCAUAUUGUUAUUCCAUUAACUUGUGUGUCUUCCAACUCACAAUUAAUUUGUCAUUUCCCUUUUGAGAGUGGCUCCCUGUAGCUGUCAUAUACGCACUGUGACACCAGACAAGGUAUUCUGUGGAGGGUCUGACCAUUAGCGUCGCCACAGAGCAAUGUUCUUACGAGUGCGACAACGAACACGAUACUAAUGAUGCAAUGAAGGUGAAACAAAAACAACCCUGACUUCUAGGAAUCACAUUUCUUUGUGACACAUCUGUUGUGGUGACAACAUGAGGACGCAGGACUGAGACACCAGAAUGUUCCUGUCCGCACUGUCUCUGGUUUGGUUUCGUCAACACAAGCGCUUUGAUUAAGGUCAAGGACAGAUUGUGAUUUCAGUUAAAUAUUAAUAAAAGAGGUCAUAAUACAAAUAAUACUUUGGUCAUUACGAGUGUUUACUGUAGUCCAGGUGAAAAACAAGCACAUCGUCGGUGAACUGAUGCAUUUAGCUGCAACACGAUUAGCAACCUUUUAUCGUCACAUUUCCGUCAACAUAUUUGCUUUCUCAAAUUGGUUGUGGCCCGCGUCCAGAUCUUGGAAUCUGCCCACGCCACUGAGUUCACUCAUUCAUCUGGCAUUUCGACAUAAAACAGGCAUUUCUCAGUUGAAAUCAAAUUCAUACAAUGAGCAUCGUGAGGGUUUUCAAUCAGCCAAUCAGCACCACAGGCAGGACUAAGAGCCGCUUCAUAGUCGACGCACGCAACGCGAGCACACACUUCCUUUCAUAGUCAAUCAAUCAAUCAAUUUUAUUUAUAAAGCCCAAUAUCACAAAUCACAGUUUGCCUCACAGGGCUUUACAGCAUACGACAUCCCUCUGUCCUUAUGACCCUCACAGCUGAUCAGGAAAAACUCCCCAAAAAAAACCCUUGAACGCAAGCGACGCAGGCAACACUUGAAAUGCAAUACAUCGCUUGAGCAAUAGGGGGUAGCAGAGUCACUGGUACAUUCCGGCUAGCUAGCACUGCUAUUGUAUUAGAGUGCAGGGCACUAGAACGGUCAUAUAAACGGGGUUUGCCCGUACGAGUUUGCAAAGGUUUUCCUCCUCGCCCGCCCUAUUUCAUACCUGCUUCUUCUGUGAAUAACAUAAAGUGGUUAAUUUCAAGUACGUCACUUGCAUUAUCACCCCCACUGGCAACGCGUAGUAUUACACGCGUCGCUGCGUCGGGUAUCAAAAAACAUGGACAAAACAUUUUGAGACGCUAGCACGCAUCGUGGCGGCCAAUGCGUCUCGAUGCAUCCCAAUGCAUUCGCAUCUGCGUGCCUUUGCGUUGACUAUGAAACGGCCCUAAAGCUACUGUUACGCAGUGUGUCAGUCUGAUGAGUGACAGCAACAACGGGCACUGUAGACGAGACAGACUCUGCUGUCAAGGCUGUUCUCCAUCAGCAUGUCUUCUCAAGUUCGUUAGCAUGACUCGGCAUCACUGUGAACCUGAAAUGACGUUAGAGUCAACAGAUACUUUGGUCUCUAGUGAUUGGUUUGGGAAAACUGGAUCCCCCUUCCCCACGGACACUGGUUAGAGAGGACGCAGUGUGUAACCAGAUGAUAAUCCUGACACAAAUCUGGCAAAACUAGUUGUAUGUAUAAUUUCUCUGGACGGUAACGUUCAAGGAAGCGCACCAAUGAGCAGAGAAGGAAACAAUAAAUGGGCCUUGCUAAUAUUUUAUGAGGGAAAUGCAUUUAAGACGUUUGUGUCUGGUGAGAAAUACUGAGCGUAAACAUAACAGGGCACCUUUAAAGAAACCCACAGGGCAGCAGCGAGAGCUCUGAUUGGCCACAGUCCUGCCAAUAUGAAACAGCUGGCCAGUCAUUGAUAUUUACUAAGUGGAGCAAAUGUUGUGGUGGCACACUCCAGGCUUCUUCGUCCCUCUGUGGAGCCGUGUUCUUCAAACUGAUAUACUCCAACAUGGAAAAUAAAAAACAACAGCUGCUUGUUGCCAAAAUAACCACACUGAGUUUUUCAUUUUCCAGUUUACAAGAUCUUCUGCAUCUGUAAAACCAUCCCAGCUCUUCUGUUUCGUAACCUGUCAUAAACUACGUGUCUCAUAUGUUGAAUAGCUCCCUGACAGUAUCUACUAUAUUCUCUCUGUGUCUCUCCUGUAGAUACAAAAUAUGAUCUCAUCUGAUUUAUAACGUUAAUUGUGUCAUAGAUUCUGCAAAUGUACAAUAUAAACAAUAAAUAUUCAGUGAUUGAUGUCACUACAGAGAAAAGUGUGAUUGGGUGUUUAACCUCUUUGCAACCUCGUCCUUGUUUUAGUAAAUCUCUAAAACAUGCAUUCCUGUUCACGCUCCACGACACCAACAGUGCAACAUCAUAUAGUACAAUUACCAAACACAUAGAAACACACACACACACACACACACACACACACACACACACACACACACUUACUUUUCCAAAACGACAUACUGGCACACUCACAGUGAACGCUCAGGUGGGACAGAAAUUCGGGGGUUGUUGCCACCACAUGCCAGAGCGAGGCAUUUCAACUGAUACCCCUGAGGAAUGGAGGAGGGACUUGAGACAGGAGAUAAACAGAAGAAGAAGAAGAAGAAGAAGAAGGUGUCGGCAGGACAGAUGUACAGUAUUGUGUUCUUCCCUCUUAAAAUUCACUCAUGAGAAGCAGCAGCAGCGACAAGCACUCGUUCCUCCCCGCAGCCUGUGUCCAGUCUCGUGUGUGAAGUUAAAGGCAAUAUUGCAAGUGAAUCAAAUAAGGCAAAAGAAACAUAAAACAUGAAACUAAAAAGAAAACAGCGGAGAUAAAAUGUCAAAUUGUGUCUGAUCAAAAGUCCCCUGACGACAUCGCCGCUAACACCUCCUGUGAUUUCUCUUAGGUGUGUGUUUUCUGUUUUACCUCCUCUGGAUGGAGUACAGGUGUGACGAUGGGCUCCAGAGUGAGGCUGAAGUGAUCCAGCUGCAGAGGUGAAAGGUCAAUGAAUGAGUGUGUGUGUGUGUGUGUGUGUGGGGGGGGGGGGGUGUUUGAGCGAGAUGAUGCAGCAGUAGUGUGUUUCGUUUAAUCAGCCGACAGAUGGGGGGGGGGGGGGGGG
This is a messenger RNA of Epinephelus fuscoguttatus (brown-marbled grouper), 10317 nucleotides long. Its product is annotated as testis-expressed protein 47. The coding region runs from base 1628 to 2368 and encodes 246 amino acids. The record is from RefSeq and is a predicted model, not a curated record. The transcript has 9 exons. Lineage: Eukaryota; Metazoa; Chordata; Actinopteri; Perciformes; Serranidae.